GCUUGGCCGGCCACAUUUCGUUCACGCAGUUGAAGUGGCAAGCAGUAGGUUCCGUGCACUCCUCAUCCCGAAGUCUGCCAUGGCUCGGCUCUACCACCUCACCCUCCUCUCCGUCUUCUUCUUCCUGCUCCUCACCGGCCUCGUGGCUGCUGAUCUGUCCGGAGGGAAGAAGGUUGGGAAGAAGGUCGGGAAGAAGGUGACCAUGACCGUGCGGUACCCGGCUGAAGACUCGGGGGAGAAGAUCACGAUCUCGGCGCACCUCGUCGGCGAGGGCGGGGUCGGCGACAGCCACUUCCAUCUCGACAGCGACGACUACGAGCCCAUCGUUUUCGCAGUGAAAAACCUUGUCUCGGCUCUGGAGAAGGUAGGAGAUCCGCAGGCCUCUCUAUCCAAGAUGUAGCUUCACGGUGCUCAGUGCUGGUUGCAUGCCCAGUUAGUGGACAUUGGAAAUGGAGCUCCUCUUUACUUCCGUCUCCGCGAGAAUACAUUAGGCGUCUUUUACUAUUUUUUUUAACUUACUUUUACUAUUUUGUUGUAGUACCGUGCAGCGUGCUGGAGUCUGUCUUCAGCUAUCUCUGUGUGUAUCUUGGAUUCUGUAAUCUUCUGGGUUUGAGAAAUAAAAUAUCAUGUUGUUCUUCGAUUUA
Molecule: messenger RNA, 644 nt
Organism: Triticum dicoccoides
Lineage: Eukaryota; Viridiplantae; Streptophyta; Magnoliopsida; Poales; Poaceae
Exons: 3
Coding region: 80-400 (106 amino acids)
Source: RefSeq, a predicted model, not a curated record